Magallana angulata is the source of this 2519-nucleotide messenger RNA. RefSeq lists its product as uncharacterized. NCBI's taxonomy places the organism in Eukaryota, Metazoa, Mollusca, Bivalvia, Ostreida, Ostreidae. Bases 219 to 827 code for a protein of 202 amino acids. The record is from RefSeq and is a predicted model, not a curated record. The transcript is spliced from 3 exons.
UUGGGGUCGGUGAUAAGUCGACGUACACAACAGCCGAUGGUAAAGAAAAACAGCUUGUUCCACUUGGGGUUGCAGAUAAAGAGGACUCUAUAAAAGUGUCCUUGUAUGAAGUUGACAAAUUACCAUUAUUGAAGGCAGGAGAAUGCGUGGUUCUAUCGAACAACGUGUACAGAGCGGACCCUCAUCCAACAAUAGUGGUCACUGCAGUGACCAGAGUCAUGAAAACCUCAGCCUUUGCGGUUCCAGAAGAUGUCAAAUUAACAGCAAAGGCAAUUGCAAAUCCUGCCCCAGCCAAAAUCAUAACGAUCCACGAUGCCAAAAAGAGCCCUAUCAAAUCCUUGGUAUCGAUAAAAGGACGAGUUAUUUCGGAGGAAAUAAUUCGAACAGUACAAGUAAGAGGAACAGAUGUCCAGGUACGGAAUGUAAGGGUAAAGGAUGGAACCGAGGAAGUAAAGGUGGCAUUAUGGCGUGACCAAGUCGAUGGGUGCAAAGUUGGAGAAUUCUUGGAAUUCUCUAAUUUGGUGACCAACUCGUACAUGGAUGAGGUUUCCUUGUCAACAACACAAAGAACAAAAAUACAGCCAUGUGAUGCUCCCCCAUCAAUGCUAACAGGAACAGUCAUUGCCUAUGAAAAAUCUGAAUUUGGAUUUUCCAUUAUGGUGGAAGACGGAGACACAUUUCAGACAGUUGGUAUCCCCAUAAAUAUGGUCCGUGACGCUCUCGAAUGUGAUGAGAAUAGUGUUGAAGACACUUUAUCCAUUAGAAUACCAUUCAGUGUGGCAGUGGGAACCACAAACGGAAUUGUCUCUUCAUUUGCUUUAGUGUGAACUUUUUAUGCACUGUUGGUGAUUGCCAUCCUGACCAUAUUUUGGGUUUUUUGCUUUAUGAUUAUGCUUUUUCAUGUAUAUUCAGUACUUUGCUGUAUACUGUUAAUUAAGAUCUGAACUCAGAUAAAUGUUAUGUUUGAAUACUUUUCUGUAUUUGGAAUGCACGUUGUGCAUUUUGAAAUGUUGGAGAAUUUUAUCACUUAUUUAAACUGCUUGUUUUUUAAAUUUUUGUUGUCACUCGAUAUAUGAUAGAGAAUAUUUUGCCUUUUGACAUUCUGUAGUUUAUUGCUUAUAAUUAAGCACUUCAUUGUUACAGUCUGUAUGACUUAUCUGUUUUAAGUCAAGUGCAAUAUGAACACAUCAUUCACUGUAUGUUCUGACACAUUCCCAACAGCGUUUUACUCCUGGUUCAUUUAUUUUUCAAAAUUCAAAUGCACAUUCUGUUUCUUUUCCAUUAUUAUAAUCUACAAUUUUGCUGGACAAAUUUUUCAUCUAAAAAAAAUAAUUUGCUGCUCUAUAAUGUAAAACACCAUGCAUGCAUCCACAAUUUUGUUUGAUGUAAAUAUUUUAGUGCUUUUAUUUUUUUUUCAAAUAUUGGUAAAUAAUUCUUGUUUAUUUGCUCUUCUCUAUGAAGUUUCUUUUUAUACAUUUGUAUUUUAAUACAUUUUGAUCAGGUGAUCUGUUAAUAGGUGCUCUUCAAUUUUCAAAGGCUUCAUUUUGUAUUGGGACACAAACAACAAAAACCUAAUGCUUUGUUUAGUAUGUACAUGUAUUAAAAUCAAAGCAUCACUAAGCCAUAUGUUAGAGGUCCUCAACAUUUACCAAUAUACACUAUUGUCACUAUUUUCAGCAUUCCUGAAAUUUCUGUUAUGAUUCUCUAUUUUCCCAAUCAUGUUGCUUUAACUGGACAUACUUAAACAGAUUACUCGUAUUUUGCCAUGUAAUACAUGCAUUUAAACAAGUUGAUAAGUUUUAAUUGCAAAAAGUUCUCAUUUAUGAAUAUUUGGCUUCUUUAUGUAAAAAAAAAUAUUAUUUUGUUUUACAUCUGCAGUAUAUACUAAUGUUUUUAUACAUUGAUUUUUUUUUAUCCAAAUACCAUACUAGUCAUAUCAAAAUCUGUCCUCUUGGGUGAUUUUUAGUUUUAUAAUUUAUUGAUCUAUUGCAUUGUUUCAAAUGCACUACCAGUAUUUUUCUCAACAUGUAAUAUUACAUGUUUGCUGGGGUUUUUUUUGUAUUUUACCUAUAAAACUACUGCCCUUUUAUUAGUUAUCAAGCUUUAAAAUUGAACACAUUGUAUAAUGUGAAUGAUUAAAACAGGAAAAAUUGUUAUUGAGGAUUUUUAUAAGUUCUAGAACAAUAAAAAAAUUUAGAAAUUCCUUUAUUUUGAAUAAACAUAAUUCAUUUUUUAUUAAUUUAUAAAAAAAAAUAUUUGAUCUUCAUUCUGUUUAAUACAGAUUGAUCAUAAUUCAAAUAGUUUCCACUGAAUGCCAACUACAGUUUUAUCAUGAUCUUUUAAUUUAAGAUACAUGUAAUAUUGCUGACUAAUUUGUUUAUAUUACAGCCAAUUGUUUCUGUUUUUGUUCUGAUAUUAUAUAAUUACCAAUGUUCAAUUAUAUUCCUGUUCACUUUUGAAAGCUACACAGACUGUUUUUCAGAUGGUUUUCGGUCUUCCAUACCUUAUACCAUCUCUGA